UUUUCGUAUCUUGUCAUAUUUCCCUGGAAUGGCCGCGUUGGAUAUUCAAUAACUGAUAAAAAGGUCUGGGAUGGCGGAUGCGACUGCGUCGCCUGCAGUAAGCCGGAUCUGGCUGCUCGUGAAGGCCGUUAUUCUCCGAGCGCUUAUGCGGAUUGGCAUGUUCUUUCAUGGAUAUCCUCUGCCUGGGCCGCCAACUCCGCAUUUCACACGAAGGUUACCAGGGCAUUCGGUAAAGCUUCACUUUUAUACCCCCAAGGAGUACGCCAACGCUUCAUCAAAUGGCCACAGGUAUCCGGUGGUGGUCAACUUUCAUGGCGGCGGUUUCUGCUUGGGACGGGCUACCGAUGACGCUCGUUGGGCGCAAAUCGUUACCAACAUCGCGAACGCAGUGGUUGUAAGCGUUGAUUACCGCCUAGCGCCCGAACAUCCGUUCCCGGCUGCUGUCGACGAUGGAGUGGAGGCUUUGCUAUAUCUUCAAGAGCAUGCCUCGGAGUUACACCUUGAUACCAGCCGAGUUACCCUUUCAGGCUUUUCUGCGGGAGGCAACUUAGUUUUCUCAGUCCCGCUGCUCCUACGAAGCCGUUUCUCCGCAUCUAGACCGCCAAACCUCAGCUACUUUUCCUCAUCAUCUCUAGAGAACGCCAGCCGACCAGACCUCUCUCGCUAUGACUCCAGCCACAAGCUCCUGGCCACCACCACCACCACCGCCACCGAUCUCAACCUGAAAAUAGUCUCCCUCGUCUCCUGGUACCCCGUCCUUGACUUUGUCCUUCCCCGUGAUGUCCGGCGCGGCCGAUGCGCCCACCCCAAAAAGUCGCUUCCCUCAUGUCUCACCACCCUCUUCGACAACAGCUAUCUUCCCAACCACGACGAUCGCUCAUCGCCGUUUGCGUCGCCCAUUCGUGCGCCUCCAGACUUGAUCUGCGAGGCCCUCCCUACCGAUGUAUUCAUAUACAUGUGUGAAUGGGAUAUGCUGCUGCACGAAGGGCAAGAAUUUGUGCAUCAGCUGGAAGGACAGGGGAAGAGGGUGCGAUCGAUGAUGAUCGAGCAAUCGAAGCAUGCGUGGGAUAAAUCGGUGAAUCCAUUCAGGGACCAGGGAAGGAUCGACGUGUUUUAUUUGGCGGCAGCAGAACAGAUGAAGAAGAUUUUUGAGAAAGGCGGGGAGAUGGAGUGCCCCUGAUGCUCUAUCAUCCUGCGAUCUACAGUGCCUUUGUUUUCUUUUUACUGGUGGACGAUAUAAUGCACAGCACACCAUGUAUUAUCCUGUGAUCAUGUGUGCCCCCGGUAUUAACACUUUAUACCCUGAUGUCUAUAGCUGUUGUCGGCCAAUAGACAGUCAAUAUAUAUAUGAAUAGACAUUAAUACAAAUGGCAUUGAAUUCGAA
Molecule: messenger RNA, 1384 nt
Organism: Coccidioides immitis RS
Lineage: Eukaryota; Fungi; Ascomycota; Eurotiomycetes; Onygenales; Onygenaceae
Product: lipase
Exons: 1
Coding region: 71-1180 (369 amino acids)
Molecular function (GO): hydrolase activity
Source: RefSeq, a predicted model, not a curated record